Rubroshorea leprosula is the source of this 1401-nucleotide messenger RNA. The record is from the annotation of a GenBank genome assembly. Lineage: Eukaryota; Viridiplantae; Streptophyta; Magnoliopsida; Malvales; Dipterocarpaceae.
AUAUGCUUAAUAUCAUAUGACUUAAACUUAUCUUCCUAUUUGGUUUCUUAUCAUGGACUGUGUGGAGCAGCUUUGUGAUGGAAUGGUUUUCAACCAUGAGCCACCUACAUGUGUUGAAUGCCUGGACUGCGGGGGUCCAGCACACUGUGGAAUUGAAUGCAGUGCGCUUGCAGGAAGCAACGUUUUAGGUUACCCAGUAUGCACUGCCAUUGGUCAUGUCUCAAAAAUGAAUGUCGAUAUAAUUGAUAAAAACAAUCCUCGCAAGGGUGUCAUUGUUAGAAUGUCAAGUGCCAGCCAAAACAAUAAUUGCUCUCUCUCUGUUUCAGUCAUUUGUGAUUCAAACGGAGUUCAAGGGCCAGAUUCAAUGGAGAUAUUAGGGAACUGCAAUUACGCCACAAUGAUCCGGCAUCCUUCUGGUUGUGCAACAAUCAUACAUGUUCAUGGGAAAGGAUGGGGCUGGUUUGGUACUCUUCUCACAGUUAUCUUCUGUGUCUUCGGAGCCUAUCUGCUGGCUGGUACAGUCUAUCGAUUUUUCAUCCUUGGAGUUCGUGGUAUAGAUGUAAUCCCAAACUUGGAACUCUGGGGAAGCAUACCGCAUAGGAUUCAGCGCUCGUUCUCUGCUUUAGUGCGGAGAUUCAGAGGACCUUCUGAAGGUUACAGAAGCUCCUAUUCUGCAGUCAACUUCUGAAUAAUCACAAAGGUCGUUCCAUGUGAGCAUUGCAUUGUGAGAUGUCUCGGCUCUAAUCACUUGAAUCCUUCACAAACACACCAAAUAAUUACAGAUGACGACAGUGACCUAUGAAGCACAUUCUUGGAAUCCUCUGAAGAACUACCAUUCUUGCUGGUCAUUAACCCAUCAUAUAAGUCUCUCAUUCAUCUCCUUUUUUGCAGCUAGUUAUCUUUCCAAUGUCAAUGACAUUCUAUUCAUUGUAAUCGUUGUUGAAUGCCUACAGGGAACUCUGUUACCAAUUCUAUUUCACUGUUCACAUUCUUGUGACUGUUUCUAAUGAAAGUUUUGGUUAAUAAAGGGGAAAAAAAAAUUUCUAUUCAGUACAAUCUCAGUUAAAAUGCCGAGUGGGAACAGCCUUUCAAUUUUCAAUUUUUUUAAUAUCAUACUACCUCCAAUAGUUUCAGAAAGAAUUAUUCAGACCAUCUGUAUGCUUAUUGCUGUACGUUAAACAUAAAAAGAGUCCUAAGACCUAAUUCCAUUGGUUGGACAUUCGGAGAAGAAAUAGAAGGGAAAUUUUUGGUAAAGAAAAUUCUAACAAGCGUUUCUGGUAGAAAACUUAAAUUUACCUUUGUAGGUCGGAAGGAGGCUUCUAAUUCUGUUGAUCCAGCAACGUCUUUGGAGCAGAAUCAGGAAUUUACGGUUUCCUCAGAGAAGAAAGCGAGAAACUGGUU